AAAUAGCACGAGAUGCGCUGUCUCGUAACGCAAAUCCUACCUUUAGUUCCAUCUUUGUUUGUAACAACUAACAGCUUUGUAGAAGUUUACUGUGUUGUUUAUACUAGUCUAUACGUGCGGAUUGGGGAGAGUGAGCACAGAACAUUGUGUUUUAGUUUUGACGUAUAGCGAAUGGAUUGUUCUGUGUUAUAGCGAACAGAAGACAUGGAGAGCGAUAACAAACAAAAAGAUGAAGACGAUAAAAUUUUCAUAGCUAAGACACCCUUAGAAAUUCAAAGAUUGAAGUUAGAAAAAUUGAUGAAAAAUCCGGACAAGCCUGUCACAAUUCCUGAAAGGCCAAAGGACAAGAGCAUGCCCCAUGUGCCCGAUUUUGUGCGGAAUGUUAUGGGCUCCAGUGCAGGUGCAGGGAGUGGAGAGUUUCAUGUCUACAGACAUCUACGCAGGAAGGAGUAUGCUAGGCAGAAAUUCAUCCAAGAAAGAGCUGAGAAGGAUCUGAUGGAUGCAGCCUAUCAUCAGAAAUUAGAAGAGCAUCGUCGUGCUGCUGAAGAAAGGACUGCAAAGAAAAGAGCAAAAAGACUGAAGAAAAAACAGAAGGCCCGAAAACGUCCAAAGAGUGAAAACUUAAGCAAGUCUGAGAACAGCAAUUCUGCAAGUGAAUACAGUGCUGAAAGUGGAAGCAGUGGCGAUGAAGAAAAUAAAUGAUAUGUGGUUUUCAAUUUGAUCUCAUUUGCAAUCAGUAAGGAUAAAUGAAAAUAUAGUCCUAAGAGAAGCACAUUAUGUAUUCUGUUCAUGUAUCAGUAAUGGUAUAUAUUUUCAUAUUUCUUCAAGAUGAGAACUGUCAUUAUCUCACUGCUGUACCAAGUCUAGGUCAUUAUCAUUAUUUCUUACUGAUUAUGGAGUGAGCUAAUAAUAGACCCUCAAAAAUAAUGUUCAUGUUUGCAUGCGCAACAUUAUUUCUUUAUUUGCUUCCAACAACUAGCAAUUUGGAAAUGAGCAUUCCCAAAUAUUACCACUAGUAAAAUUGUACAGAUUAAACACAUGGGUCCCAGGAUCAGCUCUGACCUCUUGACAGUAUUUUCCUAUAUGUUUUACAGUUAUGGAAGUUUUACAAAUUUAUUUUCAACUCAGUGUUUUGAUGAUGCAAGGAAAUUCAGCUUUGGAUAUUAAUAUCCAUACAGGUGGCAGUUCAGCUCCACAUACACUGAUGUUGUUUUGGCAUAAUAAAUCUCAUUUCAUUAUUAUAAGCUUGUUUUUGUCUGUUACACUACUUUAAUAUUUGGUAUGUCAUUCUGAAUAUGGACUGGGAGAUAGGAAUGAAAGAGGAAACCACCUGAUAGAAUAAUUUAAUCAUUGCCGACAUGUGGUUUAGAAUAAUGAAAGAAGGUUAUAUACAUGAAAGAUACCUGGAGACACCUAAGGCCUCAGGUUGAUUAUGCCAUGGUAAGACAGAGAUUUCAGAACCAGAUUUUAAACUGUGAGAUACUUCCAGGGGCAGAUGUACACUUUGACCACAAUUUAUUGGUUAUGAAGUGUAGAUUAAAACUGAAGAAAUUGCAAAAGAGGUAGGAAAUUAAGGAGAUGGCGCUUGGAUAAGUCAAAAGAACCAGAAGUUGUUGAGAGUUUCAGAGGGAGCAUUGGGCAAUGACUGCCUAGCAGAGGGAAAAGAAUACAGUAGAAAAUGAAUGGGUAGUUUAAAAAAAUGAAAUAGUGAAGGCCGCAGAGAAUCAAAUAGGUGAAAAGACAAGGCCUAUGAGGAAUCCUUGGAUAACAUAGGAGAUAUUGAAUUUAAUUGAUGAAAGGAGAAAAUAUAAAAAUGUAGCGAAUGAAGUAGGCAAAAGAGAAUACAGACGUAUAAAAAAUGGUAUUGACAGUAAGUGCAAAAUGUCUAAAACAAGAAUGGCUGUAGGACAAAUGCAAGGUUAUGGAAGCAUAUAUCACUAGAGGAAAAAUAGAAACCACCUGCAGGAAAAUUAAAGAGGCCUGUGGAGAAAAGAGAAGCAGCAAUAUGAAUAUCAAGAGGUCAGAUGGAAAACAAGUCCUAAGCAAAGGAGGAAGUGUUGAAGGAGUAUGUAGAGAGUUUAUACAAGUGAGAUGAAUGCACAGGCAGUGGGAGCAAUGGGAGGGGACGUAGAUGAAGGUGAGAUGGGAGACAUGAUACUGUGAGAAGCAUUUGACAGAGCAAGGAAGGGUCUAAGUCAAAAGAAGGCCCUGGGAAUAGAUGAAAUUCCGCAGACCUACUGAUAGCCUUGGGAUAACCAACAAUGUCAAAAAUCUUCCAUCUGGUGUGCAAGAUAUAUGAAAAAGACAAAAUACUCUCAGACUUCAAGAAGAAAGUAGUAAUUCCAAUUCCAAAGAAAGCAGGUAAUGACCAGUGUGAAUAUUAUCGAACUAUUAGUUUAAUAAUUCAUGGUUGCGAAAUACUAACAUUGAGUUCUUUACAGAAGAAUAAAAAAUUGGUAGAAGCUGACCUCGGAGAAGAUCAGUUUGGAUUCUGGAGAAAUAUGGGCACAAGUGAAGCAAUACUAACCAUUCAACUUGUCGUAGAAGAUAGGUUAAGGAAAGGCAAACCUACUUUUAUAGCGUUUGUAGACUUAAAGAAAGUUUUUGACUGGUAUACUCUCUUUGAAAUUCUGAAGCUAGCAGGGGUAAAAUGCAGGGAGCAAAAGGCUACUUACAACUUGUGCAGAAAUCAGAUGGCAGUUGUAAAAGUCGAGGGGCAUGAAAAGCAAGCAGUGAUUGAGAAGGGAGUGACAUAGGGUUGUAGCCUAUCCCUGACAUUAUUCAAUUGGAACACUGAGCAGUCAGUAAAGGAAACCAAAGAAAAAUUUAGAGAAGGAAUUAAAGUUGAAGGAGAAGAUAUAAAAAUUUUGAGGUCUGCCUAUGGCUUGGAAGAGCAGUUGAAUGGAAUUCAGUGUCUUGGAAAGUGAGUGUAAGAUGGUCAUCAACAAAAGCAAAACAAGAAUGAUGGAAUGUUGUCAAAUCAGAUCAGGUGAUGCUGAGGGAAUUAGAUUGGGAAAUGAGACACUUAAAAGCAUAGAUGAGUUCUGCUAUUUGGGCAGUAAAAUAACUGAUGGUGGCCGAAGUGGAGGGGAUUUACAAUGUAGACUGGCAGUGGCAAGUAAAGCAUUUCUGAAGGAUAGAAAUUUGUUAACAUUGUAUAUAGAUUUAAGUUUUCUAAAAAUAGGAGAAUCUGAUUAUAAGAAGUGAUCUGUUGAUAGGACACAUUCUGAGACAUCAUCAAGGGAUCACCAAUUUACUAUUGGAGGGAAGUGUGUGGAGUAAAAGUCGUAGAGGGAGACCAAGAGAUGAAUACAUUAAGCAGAUGCAGAAGGAUGAAGGUUGUGGUAGUUAUUUGCAGAUGAAGAGGCUUCCACAGAAUAGAGUAGCAUGGAAAGAUACAUCAAACCAGUCUUCGGACUGAAGACCACAACAACACAUGAUUCUGGUGGCUAUACAACAAUAUGUAGAGUUUACUGACAAUGUCCUUGCUCCCCAUACAGUUCAGUUGGCUCAUUUUGGAAAUGAAAAAUCUCCUCUGCAGAAAUAAAUAAACAUAGUCCAGAAAGUCAGGGAAGCCACAGCACCAAAAAACUGUAACAAAAUGCAGGAAGAACUGUUAUUGUUUAAUUACAUAAUUGCUGGGAUGGGUAUUCAUUCAGAACAACUUAAAGUCGAAUGACCAUAUAAAACUCAAUGUAGGAAAAGCAGAUUUCAUAUUGUGAAUUACUUUUGGAAGAAUCCUAGACAAAUGUAAUUCACCCAAGAAAUUGAAAGCUUACAUAACUCUCAUUCAGUUGAUUUUUGAUUCAGUGUGGAACACUUAUCAGAUGGGAUUAGUGCAAGAGCAUUGUGGAGAUGCUCAUCAAAUUCCAGCAGCAGGCACAACAAAAGAGGCGUUGAGCAUCACAGAAAGGUUUAUUGUUAAAAUUCAGUAUGUGUACUUUCGAAGAAUUCAUGGAUUACUUACAGUUAUUCUUCUCACACUUCAUUGAUUUAUGGAACAAGAAAUGGAAAAAUGGUAGUGGUACCCAUCAUACUUGCAACUGCUCACUGUUCGUUAGCUUACAAAAUGUAAAUGUAGAAAUGUGUUGUCAGUUAUGGCACCACAAUCUUGUUUCCAUUGUCUAGUCAAGAAGAACCUGUAAGUCUUUCAUAUGGUCUUUAAUACUUGAUUAUAUUUUACAGAUGUAGUCAAUCUUCAUCAUGUAUUAGUUCACAAAUUAUUAUCGUCUGAAAUAUAAAUCUGUUCAACAUGUUCUUUUGUGAAAUGCACACCCUGUCACCAGAUAUAAUGAGUUAUUGUUAAAUCCACACACAUCAACCUUAAAGCCAGCACACUUCCUGUGAAAAUGAACCCAGUCCUAACAGAAAACACAAUAAAAAAUAAACUGUGGGUA
Messenger RNA from Schistocerca serialis cubense, 4397 nucleotides. RefSeq names its product PRKR-interacting protein 1 homolog. Lineage: Eukaryota; Metazoa; Arthropoda; Insecta; Orthoptera; Acrididae. Bases 205 to 702 code for a protein of 165 amino acids. Gene Ontology annotation, molecular function: protein kinase binding; protein kinase inhibitor activity; double-stranded RNA binding. The record is from RefSeq and is a predicted model, not a curated record. Gene Ontology annotation, biological process: negative regulation of protein kinase activity. The transcript is spliced from 3 exons. Gene Ontology annotation, cellular component: nucleolus.